AUGUUGGAGAGGGACAUCACACCGCCGCGAUAUACGCGUUUUAGAUCCGCAAGGCAUCCCCACAUGCAUGCAGUCCCCGAGGAUACACUCACCGCUUACAGUACGAAGACUCCAGCAUCGCUCCGUCAGGACGCAAAGUGUGAAGACCUUGCAUGUCGACGACAACAAGAGCGCAACCGUUACGAGCGAGCGCGCUUCCUAUACGAGAACUAUGACAAAGAGAUCCCCGGCGGUCUCAUCUGCUAUAACUGCGGUGUCUUCCAUCCGCGCAGCCUGCGUGGGAAGCAGAAUCUGCGCACCUACCCCGUUCACUGCAAAGGUUCAACAAGGCCCAAAUCACUUAAGGACUUCCUCCAACAUCGCACCGAGUUCUCCGUGGUCAUAAUAUGCUGCAUCUACGUAUCCUGGCUGCAGGUGCACCAGACAGCCCGGUCUCUCCGCCACGGCCCACAGUACGGCGCCGUCACGCUGAACUACCACCACGCAUACCGCAAUCUGGGCACCAGAUGCUUCUGGCAAACCGCCUCGAAGGCGCUCCUAGUCGACGAUCGCAUACUCGUCCGCGCCCAGCACUUCACGCCCAUCGGCACCGUCAUCGAAACAACACCAACACGCCUGAUGGAUCAACACGCCGAACUCAUCUGCCCCCACACGCGCUCCACGUUCCUGUACUCGAGCCAGCGCGCCAACGACAUCAUGGAAGCGUGCCGCCUCUUCUGCCGCGCCCACGCAGCAGCUUCUUCCCUUCCCCCUUCCCCCUCCAACGAGACACCAGAUACUAGCGAGACGAGAAUGCUUCAUGGCUUCGUUCACAGUCGCUACCGCUGCCCGCGCUGCCCGACCGAGUGCGUCAUCGAAAUCCUCCCGCGAGCCUGCUUCGCCGGCGCUCACAUGAUGGGCCGCACGGUGCAACAGGGCCGCGAAUACGUGCUGUGCCUGUCACAGUAUCUCGACUUUGGGGCGUGCAACGCACCGGAAGAGCGCGAGUGGAGGGCGCUUUCUACCUGGCCGGCAGAGCGGCCGGAGGGGAACUGGGGGCCUGUGAGGCAGCGCUGGGCUAAGGGUGAUGAGGCUCAGGUGGAUUUGACGGGGACAGAGGGUAUUUCUGUGCGGUUUGAGAGGGCGCUGAGGGGGCUGGGCGAGUCUGUCAGUUGA
Molecule: messenger RNA, 1155 nt
Organism: Ascochyta rabiei
Lineage: Eukaryota; Fungi; Ascomycota; Dothideomycetes; Pleosporales; Didymellaceae
Exons: 1
Coding region: 1-1155 (384 amino acids)
Source: RefSeq, a predicted model, not a curated record